CAUUUUGGACAGUUCGCCAAAAAAAAUGAAGCUGACUGUGUCAUAUGGGCACAAAUAAAGUCAUCCAUGUCUCGUUUAAGGGAAAAAUAACUAAUUGAAGUCAUCGAGGGCCUUGAAAAUGUCUCUCCACAAGCUGACAAGCUGAAGAUGAAAGGCUGUGGUAGAGCUGAGAAGUGGAGUGAGUCAUCAAAAUCCAGCGGUUUCGUUAUAUCACGUGAUCUCCUCGGGUCUCUUCAUUGGUUGGAAGGAAAAAUUGAAAUAACACCGCGAGAAACUUCUUCUUUUCAUCGCAAGAUUUAUCUCUGUUUCUACAACAAAAUGGGAUCUACGACAAACGAAGAACUGGAGAACCUGGGACUUAACUUGAAGAAGGUACAAGAAAAAUUUCUCAACGAAUGGACUGGGGAAUCUUUUCGAAAAGCGCGCCUGGAGGAUAAAGAGAACCAUGAAAAUAUGUUGACUGGCGGGAAAGAGAAGAUGAAGCAUCUGGAAGACAAAAUCAAUCGAUAUCAUCUUCAAAGUGAAAAAAAUUUGGAAGUUCUACGACAGAGGGCUGAAGAAGUUGCAAAUCUCGAAAAAGAGCUUCGAGAGUUACAGAUGACAGCGGAACGCUUGGUGGAGAAGAGGAAUCAAAAGCAAAAACAUUUCGAACAAACUGAAGGGCGAUUACAGAAACAACAGGAAGAAAUUUCCGCCAAGGAACAGAGCACCUCUUACAAGAUCAAACAAUUUACCAAAGGGACAGAAUACUUUAAAGAAAGGCUGGGAUUAUCCUUUAAGAAGGUGGAUGAGGAGCAUUUGCAGUUUGUGUUCAAGUACAUAGACCCAAAAGAUGAAGAGAAGCCUUUUGUUUUCACUGUGGCCAUUACUAAUCAUGACAAAUACAAUGUCAAAGAUUGCAUGCCAGAGGUUGAAGGACUUGCCGAAAUGGUGGACAACCUGAACAGAACAAACAACUUUUCCAUGUUUGUAAUCAGCAUGAGGAGAAAGUUUAAAGAUUUUGUAAAAACAACAGAAUAGUACAGCUAUUAAACACGUGUAAAUAAGAGUACUAUAAAUCAUCUACUGUUAAAGGAGCUGUUAUCAAAAUGAAAUAUGUGUGAAAGAGUGGAAAUGUUGUGGAACAAAGUGUCAGAAAGCAAGGCUGUGCUUUGUAUUUGACAAGCUAUUUUUAUCUAUAAAAAAUGUGUGAAAACUUUUUUUGACGUGCAGAGCAUGAUUGUACCAUAGAUUUAAAUACUCAUUAGGGUUUUAACAUGUAUCGGACUGGUGGUGUUAACAGGGUUUAGUGUAACAUAAUGGUGAGAUAAGCAAAGUGCAAGCUGGUGAAUUGACCAACAACUUUUAAGGCCGGCCAUCUUACUCUAAGAAAGACUUACAGUGCAAGUGUAUGUGACAAACAGCAGGAAAGGGUACAUGUAACAAUACUUUUUCAGGAGCAAGAACUGAAAAUGAAAAUGUUCUAGAGUUAGGUAAACUGGUCGCAGAGGUAAAUAAAUAUUUAAACUUAUCCAUGACAGCUUGCUCAAAAGUUACCACAAGCACACUCAGCUAACUCUGUUACAGUCUUUCCCGUAAAACUGUGAACACCAGAGAAAAUUUCUGGAAUGUUUAUUGUUUCACGACCGAUCAGAUGCAAGAUGAAACCGCAAAAGGUAACUUCCAAACCAUAAAGUGGGUACCCCUGUAAGGCAGACAGCUCCAGCUGAAUUUCACUUGUUUCUCUGUAUAACUAUACUCUACAGUGGACAGCUGGAGCCACUGCUGAGGGUGUCCACCUGAGAGAGAGUUCAGUGUAGUUAACAAAUAGAUUCCAUGUUGGUAUGCAUCUGUUCAGUAAUAGGUCAUAGAUGAUGUUGAUGCUCCUACCACAUUUUGACAUCUUCUGUGAUGUAUUACUGAACAGACCCAUGGCAACAUGGAAUCUACUUGUUCUAUGUAAUAAAGAAACAAGAAAACUUGUCCACGACAUCAUCUACACGUGUGUCCUCCAAUAGAUCCUAACUCGGAACCAUAAAGAUGUUUUCACACUAAAGAAAACUAAACAUCACAAGGUUUAAAAUUUAUUUCUCCAGUUUUCUUCAAAAUUAGAUUACCAAACAAUAAGUUUCUCAUUAAUAACUUGAUUUUUUGGGGGUGCCCUAACAUCACUCAUAAUAAAUUGCUGAAAUACUAUAAAUAGAACCUCACAAAA
Orbicella faveolata is the source of this 2194-nucleotide messenger RNA. Its product is annotated as kinetochore protein Spc25-like. Gene Ontology annotation, biological process: chromosome segregation. Gene Ontology annotation, cellular component: Ndc80 complex. The record is from RefSeq and is a predicted model, not a curated record. NCBI's taxonomy places the organism in Eukaryota, Metazoa, Cnidaria, Anthozoa, Scleractinia, Merulinidae.